This is a messenger RNA of Lampris incognitus (smalleye Pacific opah), 3262 nucleotides long. RefSeq names its product protein disulfide isomerase family A, member 5 (gene pdia5). The record is from RefSeq and is a predicted model, not a curated record. The coding region runs from base 2 to 1588 and encodes 528 amino acids. Lineage: Eukaryota; Metazoa; Chordata; Actinopteri; Lampriformes; Lampridae. The transcript is spliced from 17 exons. Gene Ontology annotation, cellular component: endoplasmic reticulum. Gene Ontology annotation, biological process: protein folding. Gene Ontology annotation, molecular function: protein disulfide isomerase activity.
CAUGGCCUCCUGGAACCGCCACGGGAGUCGGAUGAGAGGGGCGAAAAUGUACACACUAAUGUUACUGAUGUGGCUGGCGUCAGCGCUGGAAGCAGUUAAGGUGUCCCCUCUUAUCGAGAAAAUCAGCGACCACAAAGACUUCAAAAAGCUCCUUAGGACAAGGACCAAUGUCCUAGUGCUGUACACCAAGACAGCCACAUCAGGGGACUCGCGGCUGAAGCUGCUCUCAGACGUUGCUCAGACGGUGAAGGGCCAAGGGACCAUCGCCUGGGUCAACUGUGGAGAUGCAGAGGGUCGUAAACUCUGUAAGAAAGUGAAGGUGGACCCAGGCUCUAAGGGUGGUGGGACCGACCUCCUCCAUUACAAAGAUGGGGCGUUCCACACAGAAUACAACAGGCCGGCUACGUUCAAGUCUAUGGUGGCAUUCCUGAAAGACCCCUCGGGACCCCCGCUGUGGGAGGAGAACGCUGAGGCAAAAGACGUCGUCCACAUAGAGACAGAAAAAGACUUCAGGAAGCUGCUAAAGCGAGAGGAGAGACCGAUCCUCAUGAUGUUCUACGCUCCCUGGUGCGGUGUGUGUAAGAGAAUGCAGCCAAUCUUUCAGCAAGCAGCCACAGAGACCAAGGGAAAAUAUGUACUGGCAGGGAUGAACGUGCACCCAGCAGAGUUCGAUGGCCUCAAGCAGGAGUACAAUGUCAAGGGCUACCCGACCUUCUGCUACUUUGAGAAGGGGAAGUUCCUCCACCACUAUGAAAACUAUGGAGCUACAGCCAAGGACAUCGCUGACUGGAUGAGAAACCCCCAGCCUCCUCAGCCCAAGACUCCCGAGGUGCCUUGGUCAGAGACGGACUCGGCAGUCUUCCACCUGACCGACGAGACUUUUGACAGCUUCCUGGAAGAGAACCCGUCGGCCCUGGUCAUGUUCUACGCCCCUUGGUGUGGCCACUGUAAGAAGAUGAAGCCAGAGUAUGAUGAAGCCGCUGAAAUACUAAAUAAGGGCACAGACAGUCCAGGUGUGUUGGUGGCAGUGGAUGCCACAAUACACAAGGCAGUGGGCGAACGCUUCAAGAUCUCCGGUUUCCCUACUGUCAAGUAUUUUGAGAAGGGCGAGGAGAAGUUCACGCUGCCCCAGCUCCGAAGCAAGGACAAGAUAAUUGAGUUUAUGCACAAUCCCCAGGCGCCCCCUACGCCAGAGCAGUCGUGGGAGGACAAACCUUCCAGUGUCAGCCAUCUUGGAUCCGAGGAUUUCCGAGAGGCUUUGAAGAAGAAGAAACAUGCCCUGGUCAUGUUCUAUGCUCCCUGGUGUCCUCACUGUAAGAACGCCGUCCCCCACUUCACUGCAGCUUCAGACCUCUUCAAAGAGGACCGCAAGAUCAUUUAUGCUGCUGUGGACUGCACCAAAGGACAAAACCAUGAGCUUUGCAAACAGGAAGGGGUGGAAGGCUACCCAACUUUUAACUACUACAACUAUGGCAAGUUUGCGGAAAAAUAUAAUGGCGAUCGCGGGGAGGCGGGCUUCAUCGGUUUCAUGCGCAGCCUGAGAGGACGGGACCAGGAGAAGGUUGGCAGGAGAAAAGAGGAGCUCUAAUAGCCGUGGCAGUCGGGGUGGAUCUUGUCUUUGCACUGUGACCCUUGAUCCUAGCAGGGGCCCGAUCGGCACUGACGUGGGGGACUUGAUGACCUCAGUGAAAGGCUAUUUUUUUAUACCAUGGUGAUUGUUGUUUGUAAUAAUACCAACAGAGUAUCACCAGUCCAACUGAGACCACUUGAUACUUAUUUUUUUCAUGGAUAUUUUGAUGGGGGAAAAAAAACAAAUUACACAAACCAAGCAAAUGAUUCUUUUUUUUAAAACUUUUUUUUCUGCCCAAAUACUGUGACUGCAUAUGUGAAAAGCUACACCCUAUACUGUAUCUAUGCAAUACUGGCCCCUGCACAGCCCUGUGGGAGGGUCCGUGACAUGAUAGAGGCCCAUGGCGGUGGGUGGGGGGGUGGUACUGUAGGUACCGUUAGUUAGACCCAGAAGAUGCUCCUGCAGCUCACCACAGAAAUGAACAUCAUACCACAUGGGUCCUCAUCCUGUCCUCUAAACACCCGCUGUCUCUGUAAGACUAAUGUGCUGAUACAGCUGUAAAACUGACGGCUCCAAUGUUUUUAUAUCAAGCCCUCAUGUCAGAAACCCGGAACCAUUCCCAGUAUUGCUUUGUUAGACUCACAGAUCAAUAAAACAUUUUUUUUAAAAAGCUGUGAAAUAGAUAUUCUCUGAUAGAGCCUGAAGACACAUCUUGCAUUCAAGAAACCGAUCUGUCUGCCGUAAACGAAAGGUCUGAGAUGAUCUUUUUUUUGUUGUCCCAAAUGUAUUUUUCAUUGUGGCGCCCCAUUCUGCCGUAAAAAAAAAACCAUAAGAAAGGUGAUCAAGUUUACAGGAGCAAUACUUUGAAUGGUUCCAAAUUAUCAUGCUCAAUCUUGCUUUUAAAAGGAAAUUACAAUUUUAUGUGUUGCUUAAAACUGUGGCCUUAAGACAUGUAUGGAAAAAAAAACAACUUGCUGGAAUGGAUGAUGUGAUGUGAACCUUUAAAGCAUAAUAUAGGUGGUAAGGGGUCAGAAGACAGGUGCUUCUCCAAUCCCCAUCAAUCAUGGACCAGAGUCGAGGGGGAGGGAAGACAAUGAAUAGGACAACAAAUGCCAAAAUUCAGUGUAUGUUUGAUUUCCAUGCGCUUAGCUUCAAACAGUGAUUGUUAAGAGGUCUGCCGUUUCACCUGCGGAGUCUAUGCUUAAUAUUACCUGUUUACCAUGGAUCAGGAUGAGAUGCCCUCAGCCUCUGAGGAAGUUGGGGGGGGGGGUGUCCCUCAUUUAACAAAGGCCAAAUAAAAGUAGGAAUGAGAAAUAUAUAUUAGGGCAGAUAUUGCAUGUUGAUAAUGCGUUGUCCAAGUAGACAUACAUUUUCCCUCCAUCGAAUCAUGAAAUAAAUUCACCAACAUAGCCCACAACCCUCAUUCCAAGGCUCUGUAAUUGUACAUUACUCAGAAAGAUACUGGGAUAGUUCAGACCUCUGGUUUACCAAGAGAUUCAGGGUAUUAGUGCUGUUGAACCUCACGUCUUUAUGUCUCCUCAUUUCUGGCCCAUCUGAACAAUACAAAUGAGCCUCAAGCAUUGUUUGCCUCCAUUCGGGAGGAAUACCCGCUGAAGUUCACUAUUGAAAAGACAACAAAUUUGUCUAUAUUGCCUCAAUCUAUCCAGGCUGGAAUGAGUUGGGUUGGGUUGG